Molecule: messenger RNA, 1775 nt
Organism: Zea mays
Lineage: Eukaryota; Viridiplantae; Streptophyta; Magnoliopsida; Poales; Poaceae
Exons: 15
Coding region: 229-1467 (412 amino acids)
Biological process (GO): translational termination; plastid translation; chloroplast organization
Cellular component (GO): chloroplast
Molecular function (GO): translation release factor activity, codon specific
Source: RefSeq, marked validated
CAUCCUCCUAGUUUUUUUCUUUUCUAUUUUUCAGCUAACCUUAUCUUCUUCCCGCGUCCUUUCCAGCCUCCCGUCCCGUGUGGCGUCUGGCGUGUGCGCACGCACCUCCCCAGGCCCCAGUGCCACCUUCCCUCCUCGGCUCGACCCGCCCGGCGCUCCGCCGCAGCUGGCUCAUCCCAAUCCCCUCGUACAGUCGUGCUCCGCGCCCGCUUCACCGCCUGAACAAAGAUGGAGGCCUUCCUAGCCGGCCUCUUCAGGGCGCCUCCACGGGCCGUCCCCGCCCCUCGGGGCACGCCUCUCCCCAGCCUUCCUCUCUUCUACGGCAGGCGCCGCAGGAGGCCGUCCUCCUCCGUGGUCUGCAUGGCGGAGCCCUAUCUGAUUGCCAAGCUGGACUCUGCGGAGAAGGCCUGGAAAGAAAUGUCGGUUAGGUUGGCAGAUCCUGACAUUGUCUCGGAUCCAAGCGAAUACCAAAAAAUCGCGCAGUCUGUUUCUGAACUGGAUCAGGUCGUGACCACAUACAGGCAAUUCAAGGAUUGUGAGAGGCAACUUGAAGCGACAAAAGCUCUGGAAAAAGAGAACGAAGGUGACCCCGAUAUGUUAGAGAUGAUAGCUUCUGAGUUGGAGGCUCUAUCUAACCAGCUCGCAGAGCUUGAAGAAAAAAUGAAGUUUCUACUGCUUCCCAGCGAUCCUCUAGAUUCACGCAACAUCUUACUUGAAGUAAGAGCAGGUGCUGGUGGUGAUGAAGCUGGGAUUUGGGCUGGUGACCUUGUUCGCAUGUACCAGAGAUACUGUGAGCGCAACAAUUGGAAGUUUAAGCCAGUUUCUUGCUCAGAAGCAGAAAUGGGUGGGUACAAGACAUACGUGAUGGAGGUCAAGGGGAAACAAGUCUAUAGUAAACUGAAGUUUGAGUCAGGUGUACACCGUGUUCAGCGUGUUCCCUUGACAGAGGCUAUGGGUCGUGUUCAUACGUCAACAGCAACUGUAGCUAUUAUGCCAGAGGCUGAUGAAGUUGAUGUGGUUAUUGAUCCGAAAGAUAUUGAGCUUAAAACAGCAAGAUCUGGUGGAGCUGGAGGGCAGAAUGUUAACAAGGUGGAGACGGCUGUUGAUCUUAUUCACAAGCCGACAGGAAUACGGAUAUUCUGUACGGAAGAGAGAUCACAGCUACAGAACAGAGAGCGGGCAUUUCAAUUGUUGAGAGCAAAACUUUACGAGAUAAAAUUAAGGGAGCAACAAGAAUCAUUAAGAAACCAGAGGAAAUUGCAGGUUGGUACUGGUGCCCGAUCCGAGAAGAUAAGGACGUACAACUACAAGGAUAACAGAGUGACAGACCAUCGCUUAAAGAUGAACUUUGAGCUGACAAGCUUCCUUUUAGGAGACAUCGAAUCGGCUAUUCAGUCUUGUGCUACGAUGGAGCAGCAGGAGCUGUUGGAGGAAAUGGCCAGUUCCGUGGGCGCAGUAAACGUAUGAUUCAGGCAAAUUCGGCGUUGAGGCCAGGCCAUCAAACUGAACCGCGAAACUCAUGACGUGCUCGGACUCGGUGAAGAUGAUUGAUAGCUGUACAUGAAGAAAACUGACAAGAUGAACUCCCCCCAUAGGAACUUUUUCCCCCCCUGUAGUCCGCAGGGUACAACACACACCCACCCAUGCAUCUCAGCUUCCUUGACGGCAGCAGAGUUACUAGUAGAAAAUAUACAUGGUUUGUGCAGUUCAACGCUUCAACUGCUCCAGUAUUCACAGUUUAAUGCAUUUUAGGUAUGUUGCUCCAGUUUCUCAAC